GGCCCCGCUGCAGUGAGGAGCAUCUCUCUCCACCCAGUCUGUGUUUUCAAGUAGCAUUACAGGCUAGCUGGGUAGCUUCACCACAGUAGGAACCGUUAACCCGACAACAACCAUGCAAAUACAUACAAAACAGCUUAUUCAUUGGAUUGUUUCAUAGAUUAUAGCUAUUUCGUAAAAUGCGAGCCACUCCUAAAGCUGUGAAAAGUUGCGAGAGAGGAUAGAAAAGAGAAGGAAACACAGGGAGACCAAACGGGUUCAGCUGUUCACCUCUCUGGAACUUUACAAAGAUGCCUGAGGUCCGUGACCUGUCUGAAGCUUUGCCAGAGAUGCCCAUGGACCCAAUCACUGGAGUAGGAGUAGUAGCCUCCAGGAACAGGGCACCCACUGGAUAUGAUGUGGUCUCUACAACAACAGAUGGCCUGGAUGCUGACCUGUGGAAGGACGGCCUUUUCAAAUCCAAGGUGACCCGCUACCUCUGCUUCACCAGGGUCUUCUCUAAAGAAAAUAGCCAUUUAGGCAAUGUUCUUGUGGAUAUGAAGCUAAUCGAUAUAAAGGACACUCUGCCUGUGGGUUUCAUCCCGAUCCAGGAGACUGUUGACACUCAGGAACAGGCCUUCAGGAAGAGGCGACUGUGCAUUAAGUUUAUUCCACGGGACUCCACAGAGGCAGCCAUCUGUGACAUCCGCAUCCUAGGACGCUCCAAGCAGGCCCCCCCUCAAUACACUUUUAUAGGAGAGCUUAACAACAUGGGAAUCUGGUAUCGCAUUGGUAAUGUACCUCGGGCCCAGGACUCCACACAUACUCCAACCACUAACAACACCCAGAAUGUGAGCUCCUCCUCCAUCUCAGCCCCAGUCCCAGCAGCUUCUAUGCCCAAGCAUAUUUCAAUGACCCUCCCAGCCAGCUUCAGAGGGAAGAACACAACCAGACCAGACUAUGAGCACCAGAACUCCAACUUGUAUGCUAUUUCAGCAAUGGAUGGAGUGCCUUUCAUGAUCUCCGAGAAGUUUGCCUGUGCCUCAUCUGAUCUGCAGCAGGUUGAUCUGAUGGGGAUUACGAUCAAGUCACUGGCUGAGAUUGAGAAAGAGUAUGAUUACAGUUUCCGCACAGAGCACAGUGCCGCAGCUCGCCUCCCUCCCAGUCCAACGAGGACCUCUCUGAGUUCUGAGGCCUAAGGAUCCCCUCAUCACCCCUCUACACUCUCCCCAUCAGAGACCAGCAGGAGAGACCUUAAAACAACUACUGAGUACCUACCCACAACAAACAGUCCUGAAAAAGAAAAAACAACAACCCAGAACAACAAAAAAAGAUGAAUUUCCUAACUCUGGGGCUCAUCAUCAACAUCAUCAUGGUCUCUUUGUGUUAGUUGUGGUGUUGAAGAGGAAACUGAAAACACUGAGAGAAAGACAGAAGCAUAACAGGACCGACUCUGGGUCUGGCCAAAACCACUACGGACACAGCUGAUGAGCUUUUAGAAGAUGAAAUUGACCGUCGUCAGACACAGCAGACUUUUCUUACUCAAGAAAAUCGAAAGGAAUCGAACUCGUAUAAUAUUAAAAUGCAUUUCUUUUCUCAAAAAGAAUCGUGAAGCAUUGUUGCCUGUCACACAACCAACCAACCAACCAAUGUUCCAAUCAAGAAAAGGAUACCUUAUUGUGAUGGAGGGUACUUGUUUGGCCUUUUCUCUAUAAAAUGGAAGCUGAGGAGCAGCCAUCAUAUUUGCCUUUCUCGUUCAUGACACACCUGCUGCUCUAACAUUGACCUGAGUCAUGGCACCAGAGGGCAAAUCAUCCAUGUUCAUGUGUUGGAAAUCCAAAAGGAAUUGUUACAUAAUGGGAUUUUGUUUUUAAGCUUAUACUGCUUAUCCUAUUGGGGAAUGACUCAUUGUUCUCUAGAUUUUACUGUAAUAUACUGCUAUAACUUUGAGUACACUUUGUGUUUGGGAACUUUUGCUUUUUGUUUACCACAGAUAUUCUUUAACCACUCCACCACUGUAUGUACAUUAGCAGAAAGACACAGGUUACACUGCUGGAUCACACAUACCACUAGUUUUAUGUUUCUGACAACUAUUGCUGAUGACUGCUAUUUUUUUUUUUUUUUAGGUCUUCCUUAUUAGUGAUAAAAAGUCUUCUUGUUUUGGUAUUGUUGCUAAAACUUUGGUGUCUUUCUCAUUAUCUUACUAUGAAUUACUAGGAAUAUAAAAAUGUAUAUUUAAAUAAUAAUAACAAUUAUUAUUAUAACUAUUAGGAAGAGAAUCAACCCAUUUUAUCGUAAACACAUCUCCUUCGCAUUAAAAAAAAAAAAAACCCAUCUAAAUGUACAGUGAAGCAGAGUACAUUGCGCCAACUUAAUUACUGUGCUAGUCGAAACUUAAAACGGUCAACAUUUAUAUAGAAAACUCAAUGGAAAUGUGAAAUUUCUGUUUGUAUUCAUUUUUAAAGUGUGAUUGUUACAUGAAAUGUGUGUGGAGCUAUGAUAUGGAUACUGAUUUAAUCUGCUGCUAUGUUUCUUCUGGAAGGUGGCUUUGAAAUCACAUGUCCUCAUAUAUUCACUCAACUUUUCUGUUGCACUUUCUCAUAGGGCUGAACCAUAUAGGAAAAAGUAUUUAUUUUGCUUUUGCUAUUAUUUUGGCUGAUAUAAUCAUAUCACAAAUGCAACGUUAGAGGGAAUGAUCAUUUUGCUAAAUUAUCAUUUUCAUAGAAAAAUACAUUAACAUACCAUAUUGUAGGGCUGCAACUAACGAUUAUUUUCAUUAUCGAUGUGAAAGUGUUGAAAAAUAUCAAUCAGUGUUUCCCAAACCACAAGAUGACGUCCUCAAAUCUCUUGUUUUGUCCACAAACCAAAGAGAGAUUCAGUUUAUUGUCAUAAAGGAACAAAGAAACCAGAAAUAUUCACAUUGAAGAAGCUGAGAAUUUGGACUUUUGUCUUUAAAAAACUGCUCAAACCAAUUAUUCGAUUAUCAAAAUAGUUGACGAUUAAUUUAAUAAUCGAUUAUUGUACGAUUUGUCGAUUAAUUGUUGCAGCUCUACUAUAUUUACACCUGUUUUGUGACAAAACGUACCAAACAAAAACAUUUUUUAAAUCUCUAAAUUCAAUUUGUAGGCUGAUUGAUUCAGACAGGUAUUUUGACUAGAGCAGUCAAAGGCAAUUAAAUUAAUUAUUAAUGCAAAUUCGUUUUAAUGCAGGUUUUGUUAUAAUAAUCCUUUAUCCUUUGCCCAAACUCAGAUGGUGACUAGCAAGCAAAGAAAAAGGUCAUUCAAACACGAUGUUCAGCUAUAAUGGCCUGUCUGAUGGGUCUGUCAACAAGAUCAAAGUUACUUGCAAUAACUAUCAAUGUGAGCUGAGUUACCAUAGGAUUUAGACUAAGAUACAAUUUUCUAGCCAAGCAAAUGGCCAAUGCAGACAGUCCCUUAAGCCCUGUAAUAUGUAGCUUGCGGUAGGCCAGUAAACAUUGUGGAAGAUGAGGUUCUGUGUGAAAUGAUCACUAUGUUAUCGAAGAUAAAGUUGUUCCACAAAUAGUGGCGCAGUUGAGACAGACUAUGAUGGUUGAGCUCACUGAACACUUGACAGCAGUUACCGUUACCUCAGGUAGUGGUUACUGGUUGUAACUCCAGAUCUAUGAAAAUGUGCAUAACCCUGUAACCACUAUGGUGUUAUAAUGUGAUGAAAUACUCCCUUUAAAGUACAUUUUCAAUUUGUGAUUAACUAUGGGCAUGCAAUGAAUCACAAAUAGAAAAUUUUUUCAUCAACUGAUCUUAACAACAAAUAAUGAGCCUCCUGCAAUUUGGAUAUUGCUCUACUCAAUAUUGCAAAUUCAAUAAAAUUCAGAUUAAUUGCCCUGUUUUGUUGAAUUUUGCUUUAAUCAAUACAGUGUAUUUUCCACUGCAGCUAGGUGUAACAUUUAUUGUGAUAAUAUCAAGAUUUAUUUUCUGAGUUUUGAGCAUUUACACUUUCUGGGUUUUAAAGCAUAGGUUGAAUCUGCAUAAAUACAGUUUUCAGCAGUGUUACAUGGUGAAAUUGCAACCCAACUCCUCUUGAACAAAGGCGCUAUCACUUUCAAUGGACAACGUCAAACAAGAGUUCCAUAUGUAACCAAGCUUCUGUGAAUUGCUGUCACUAGGUUCUGCAACCCUCUUGGGUUUUUCAAAGUAAAGUGUAUCACUUUGACUGCAACAGAUGUUGCAGUCAAAGUGAUACAAAUUGUAGUCAGUUCCACAUGUAUGAGUGAAGAAAAGUUGUUUUUGAGUUAAGCUACAUGUGAAAUACUCUUGUGCCUACAGUGCAUCCUCAAAAGCAGGUCCUUAAUUCAGCCUGUCUUCCCACUACCCUUUUAACAACUUUUUACUGAAUACGUCUGAUUUAGAAGUUGCAUAACUUGGAAUUUGUGCUGUAAUGAUCAAAACAGGUAAACCAUGAGUACAAGAAACAUUUCAUACUAAUAGAUAGAUUAGAGAUUUUGAGGGGUUGGAUAAAGUACCAUAAUCAGUAUAUUACCACCAUCACCUAAAAAUAAAAUCAAUAUCAGUUUAGUAUUUGAAUACUUUAACCACUUUAUCUGGCCAUUAGCCAACCCUGUCUAAGUAGAGCCUUUAUCUGCACUGCAAAAAAAAAAACCUUAGAUUUAGAAGUGUUGGAUGAUUCAUCUUGUUUUAAGAGUUUAUUUCUUGCUUAUUUCUAAAUUUAAUAAUCUUAAUUCAAGAAAGCUUGUCAAGUGAAAUUAUCUGUCCAUGCAGCAAGAUCAUUUCCAUCAGAUUUAGUGCUUUUAUCUUGUUUUUAGACACAGUUUUUUGCAGUGUGCGCUCUUUUCGGAGCCACCAGUCCUGUAACAUGAAUACAAUUUUACAUUGCAGGAAGAGAGCAUAGAUAAUGGCGUCACAUCUCCCCUAUGUAAAUGUAUUAAUACAGGGCUGUCUGACUGCAAGAUAAGUUCACUCUAAAAAUAUGUCUCUGUGUAUUUAAUGAGACAGAAUACACAGACAAUACAGGAAUGUGUUUAGAAGCACCAAGCAUUUGGUUAAACAAUGGCCCUGCAUUACUGUAUUUCACUUCAUUCACUGCAAGUCAUAAAUGCAUGGAAAACUAAUUUUAUUUUAUAUUUUUGUGUGUUUAAAUUAUUAGUCAUUUCAGUAUUUUGAUGGUUUUGUCCUAAAGGCUGUUUAGUUUCUUCUUUCCAGAAAUGUAACCUAGCCAAUUGCACUGCUGACAAUUUUAAGUGUGAAAAGAUAAAUGAUCAUGUGAGGCUCUUUGUAUUUGAGCUGAAUGUAUCUGCCUGUUUUUUUUUUGUUGACAAGUUACACAUAUAAUUUCUCAGCUGAUGUGUUUACUUACAGCCAGUUUUGCGAAAACAUUUAAUAGCUAACUAAUAUUGUGUCUGCAUUAACAGCAAGUAUCAAUCCUGCUUUGAUGUGUGUUAGUUUGCAUGCAUGGUAACAUGAGGUGUCAGAGUUUGGAAAAGGAGAGGUAUUUUUGGAGGUUAUUGAUCAAUUUUCUCUCAAAUGGCUUUUUUUUUUACUACAGGAUGAACAAAACCGCAUUAGUUGAUUUCUGUUAUAAGAAAGUUUAUUAAACUAUGAUUAACUGAAGCCCUUGACUUGAAGUUGGAUUUAAUGUUGGUAAGGUUGGUGCUAUCAAAUUUUUAAGGUGGAUACUAAUAAAGAUAUUGGAAGUUUAAA
Messenger RNA from Centropristis striata (black sea bass), 5672 nucleotides. RefSeq names its product multivesicular body subunit 12Ba (gene mvb12ba). The transcript is spliced from 10 exons. The coding region runs from base 288 to 1175 and encodes 295 amino acids. Gene Ontology annotation, biological process: viral budding; virus maturation; regulation of epidermal growth factor receptor signaling pathway. The record is from RefSeq and is a predicted model, not a curated record. NCBI's taxonomy places the organism in Eukaryota, Metazoa, Chordata, Actinopteri, Perciformes, Serranidae. Gene Ontology annotation, cellular component: late endosome; ESCRT I complex.